Messenger RNA from Ichthyophthirius multifiliis, 579 nucleotides. RefSeq names its product protein kinase domain protein. Gene Ontology annotation, molecular function: protein kinase activity; ATP binding. The record is from RefSeq and is a predicted model, not a curated record. The transcript has 2 exons. NCBI's taxonomy places the organism in Eukaryota, Ciliophora, Oligohymenophorea, Hymenostomatida. Gene Ontology annotation, biological process: protein phosphorylation; mitotic cell cycle; regulation of cytokinesis. Gene Ontology annotation, cellular component: spindle pole; nucleus; centrosome.
AUGGAAUAUAUUGGUUUAAACUCCCUUCAUUAUCAUUUGAAAGUGCUAAAUCAUGCGAAUUAUAAAAAAAAUAUAAAAAUAUUAGAAGGAGAAGCUAAGAGAAUUUAUAAAUAAAUUAUUUAAGCAUUGGAUUAUUUACAUUAAAAUAAAAUAGCACAUCGUGAUAUUAAACUUGAUAAUAUUCUUCUCGAUAAAAAUAACAAUGUUAAAUUAAUAGAUUUUGGAUUUUCUGUAAUAACAAAACCUUAUGAAAAAUUAAAUUAAUAUUGUGGAUCUUUAAAUUAUAUGUCAUCUGAAAUAUUAGAAAAAAAAUAAUAUUUAGGAUUUGCUGUAGAUGUAUGGGCUUCUGGAGUUUUAUUAUACGUAAUUUUAUGUGGAACAUUCCCUUUUAAAGGAGAAAAUGAAAACGAAGUAUUAAAAUCUAUAUAAUAGGGAUUACAUGAUUUUCCUUAUGAUCUUAGUUAAGGCGUUAAAAAUUUAUUUUAAUAAAUCUUUAAUUAAAAUUAAUAAAAUAGAAUUACUACUUCAUAAGUAUUAUUAUUAAUAAUAAUUUAAUUUUAUAAUAAUUUAUUUUUAUGA